AUGUGUGUCCUGCGCCAGCCACCACCGUCUGCGCAGAAAGUUCCUCGUUUGCCUCCCCUGACGCUCUCCAAUCCUUCUCUGAUAUCGCAGCACACACCUUGCACAAUGCACCUGUCUAUUCUACCGCCAGAGCUGGCCUGCAAACUGUUCUACACAAUGAUCGACUUAUCCCAGGACUGGAAGAGAAACAAGUGGUGGCUCUUUGACCGCAUCGUCGAAAGCCCUCAUCGAACUUCGUUCUAUGCGCGUAAGACGGAUGGCGUAGACACCGACCCAUCAUGGCAGGAAGCCGCGCAGUUCUGGUAUAAUGGCAGAAAAACCGACCCUCCAGAGGUCUUUCCUGAUGUCAUGGAAGAAGCAUGUCAGUAUAUCGAACGCGUCGUGAACGAAGAAAUGCGUAAACGGGAUAGAUAUCCAUUGGAGUGGGCUGGCAAAGGUACUGAAGGCCAGACAUGGCGCGCUAAUGUUGCUGCCUCCAACUGUUAUGAAGGUGCAAAGGAGAGUGUGGGUUUUCAUUCAGACCAAUUGACCUACCUGGGCCCAUAUCCCACAAUUGCAUCCUUGAGCCUCGGGACUGGGAGAGUUUUCCGUCUACGAGAAGUCAUUCCUAGUGAUGAAAUUGGCUCUCGGUGCGCUAGAACAUUUAAUAUUCCACUUACACAUAACUCUAUGAUUAUCAUGCAUGCCUCUACUCAAGAGCGCUUCAAGCAUUCCAUCCCGCCCCAACCAACACUCGACGUCUUUCGUCCCUUAUUCCCUCGUGAUGAGCAUUUGGCUCCUGAACCCUCAAAUUGUCGUAUAAAUAUCACUUUCCGGUUCUAUCGCCCAGAUUUUCAUCCCAAGAGUAUUCCGCGGUGUAAGUGUGGCGUGCCCACUGUUUUACGCGCAGAUAUGAAGAAUAGACAGGAUGGGAAGACAGAUCGUUAUUGGUGGUCGUGCUAUGCUGGCGCACAAAAUGAUGGAAAAGGAUGUGAUUUUUGGCGCGUGAUGGAUAUGAAAACUGAGGGGCGAGGACCGACAAUAGAAGAUACUUCAGGUGAUAAAAGCCCAGCAUAG
Serpula lacrymans var. lacrymans S7.9 is the source of this 1056-nucleotide messenger RNA. RefSeq lists its product as uncharacterized. Gene Ontology annotation, molecular function: dioxygenase activity. Gene Ontology annotation, cellular component: nucleus. The record is from RefSeq and is a predicted model, not a curated record. Lineage: Eukaryota; Fungi; Basidiomycota; Agaricomycetes; Boletales; Serpulaceae. The transcript has 4 exons. Bases 1 to 1056 code for a protein of 351 amino acids. Gene Ontology annotation, biological process: DNA repair; DNA alkylation repair.